Molecule: messenger RNA, 3189 nt
Organism: Syzygium oleosum
Lineage: Eukaryota; Viridiplantae; Streptophyta; Magnoliopsida; Myrtales; Myrtaceae
Product: protein argonaute 2
Exons: 3
Coding region: 1-2853 (950 amino acids)
Biological process (GO): regulatory ncRNA-mediated post-transcriptional gene silencing
Cellular component (GO): cytoplasm
Molecular function (GO): RNA binding; protein binding
Source: RefSeq, a predicted model, not a curated record
AUGGAAACCGGUGGAGAGAACCUGAUAGGUAUCACGAGAGGGAAGAGAGAAACCAGAAUAGGGAUCAUCGUCAUGGCCAUCCCGAUUGUGAACGAGACCACCGACGUGCAAGGGGUGGUCGUGGUGGGGAAAGGAACACUUCCCGAGAAUCUCAUCGGAGAGUUAGGAGUCGGUCACCAAUUGAUAAGGACGCUCGUCAUCCUGGAUAUGAUGCCUCACUAUCUUCGGGCUGUUUCUGUCCAGCCGGAGUUUAAUCUGGUUUCCCGAGGAAAUGGAGAUAAGAUUUGCCCCGUCAGACGCCCCGACAAAGGUGGCUCUUUGGCUGCUAGGCACGUUAGGAUUCUUGUAAACAAUUUUCCUAUCACCUUCAAUCCUGAAAUCAUCAUAAGGCACUAUGAUGUUGACAUCAAGCCUGAGGCGCCUGCGAGGCGCGGUCAUCCUGUGAGGCUAUCAAAAGCCACUUUAUCUCAGAUCAAGGAGAAGUUAUUCUCCGACAAUCGUAUGCAGUUUCCUCUAUCUAUGACUGCUUAUGAUGGUGAGAAGAACAUAUUUAGUGCGAUCUUGCUACCUUGCGGGAUGUACAACGUGAAGAUAUUGUCCACAGAAUACAAUGAGGAGUCUUCGUUUCAAUGCACUAUCACGCUCGUGAACGAGCUCAAGCUUCGUAAGUUGAAGGACUACUUGGCUGGGAACUUGCUGUCAAUCCCACGCGACAUAUUGCAAGGCAUGGAUCUGGUGAUGAAGGAGAACCCUGCGAGGCAUAUGAUCUCAGUUGGCCGACACUUCUAUCCCCUUGAGUAUCAUGAGGCAGACGACCUCAAGUGUGGCAUCGCGGCGUUCAGGGGAUUCCAACACAGCUUGAAGCCAACCUCCCAAGGCCUCGCGUUGUCUCUUGAUUACUCGGUCAUUGCCUUUCGAAAGAGGAUGUUGGUCAUCGAUUUCCUCAAGGAGCACAUACGUGGAUUCAACAUCGGCCAGUUUGCAAGAUACAGGAGGGAAGUCGAGCAGGCCUUGAAGGGGGUGAAGGUCACAAUGACCCACCGCAAGACCAAGCAGAACUAUACGUUCGUGAGGCUGACCAAAGAGACCACACGCUCGAUAUCUUUCAACUGCAAGAGCUCUGAGGGCAAGAUGAAGAAGAUCAACUUGGUGAACUACUUCUCGGAGAAGUACAAAAUUGAGAUCAAGUACAAGGACAUUCCUUGCUUGGAUUUUAGCAAGAACAACAAGAAAAACUAUGUGCCAAUGGAGUUCUGUGUGUUGGUCGAGGGGCAGAGUUACCCAAAGGAGAACUUGGAUAGAGACGCCGCUUUCGUGCUGAAGAAACUUUCCUUGCCUCCCCCACAUAUCAGAAAGAAGUCCAUUUGCGACAUGAUAAGGUCAAACAACGGACCUUGCGGAGACGUCAGCCAAAACUUUGGAAUCAAAGUCGACAUGAACAUGACGAAAGUAGUGGGACGGGUCAUCAAACCUCCCGAGUUGAAGCUGGGGACUUCGAAUGGCAAGAUGAUCAAGAUAGAAGUUGAUAAAGAUAAAUGCCAUUGGAAUCUAAUUGGGAAAUCGGUUGUGGAUGGGAAGCGGAUUGAAAGAUGGGUCAUCAUUGAUUUCAGCGCGUUGGACCGGAAUCGACUCAACUGUAAGCUGUUCAUCCAAAAGCUUAUUGGCCGAUGCAGAAACUUGGGAAUUCGCAUGGAAGAACCGCUCUUUUAUCAAGAUGCGACGAUGAGCAUGUUCUCCAACGUGGCAAGAUUGACUGAGCUGUUGGAGAAUGUCAACGACCGCGCUUGCAGAGUCGGGAGAUGGCGUCCUCAAUUCCUUCUUUGCAUUAUGUCCAGGAGGGACAUCGGUUACAAGCACCUCAAAUGGAUUUGUGAGACUCAAGUUGGAUUAGUUACUCAGUGUUGCCUUUCCGGGCACGCCAAUAAAGCGAACGAUCAGUAUCUCGCUAAUCUGGCACUCAAGAUCAAUGCCAAGCUUGGGGGCAGCAACGUAGAACUAUUCAAUCGAUUUCCGCACAUUGACGGUGAGGGGCAUGUGAUGUUCAUUGGUGCCGAUGUCAACCAUCCCACAUCCCGUAACACGACCAGUCCAUCAUUUGCUGCCGUUGUUGGUACCGUCAACUGGCCUGCUGCCAAUCGCUAUGCUGCGAGGGUGCGACCUCAGCUCCAUCGGCAAGAGAAAAUUGUCAACAUCGGGGACAUGUGUCUUGAGCUCGUCGAGACAUAUGCCCAUCUGAAUCGAGUUAGGCCCGGGAAACUCGUAUUGUUUCGCGAUGGUGUGAGCGAAAGCCAAUUCGAUAUGGUUCUGAAUGAAGAACUGCAGGAUCUGAAGAAGGCUUUCACAGGGAAAGAUUACAGGCCAACCAUCACAAUCAUCGUGGCUCAGAAGCGUCACCAAACUCGUCUUUUCCCAGAGAGAGACGUUGAUGGGGGUCCCACAGGCAACGUGCCACCAGGGACAGUCGUGGACACAACAGUCGUGCAUCCUUUUGAAUUCGAUUUCUAUCUGUGUAGCCACUAUGGCGGCCUUGGGACGAGCAAGCCAACCCACUAUCAUGUCCUCUUGGACGAGCACAAGUUUAGCUCCGACCACUUGGAGAAGUUAAUUUACAGCUUAUGCUUUAUGUUUGCUCGAUGCACCAAACCAGUGUCUCUGGUCACGCCUGUGUACUAUGCUGAUCUCGCCGCCUACAGAGGAAGGUUGUAUCACGAAGCGAUGAUGGAGCAUUCUCCCAGUUCGAUGGCAUCUUCAUUCUCCUCGAUGGCAUCCUCAUCGUUCUCAUCACUUGGUUUGAAUGAGGAGCGAUUCUGCAAGCUGCAUGCUGAUGUGGAGAACAUGAUGUUCUUCAUUUGAAGGCCAUAGGCUCCAAUGUCUAGAAGAAGUCCCGAGGACGUUCCAUCUAAAAGAACUAGUAGGAGGCCUUCUGGAUGUUGCCAUUACUUCCAGAAAAGAAGUUCGAUGAAGUGAUAGCCUAAUGGAGCAAUGUUAGCAUGACUGAGCAAUCGAUAGUGGCUCCGUAAUGGCCAGCACUUAGUGAACUUCUAGACACCGGAGCCUAAACCUUCGAGUGAAGACAGAAUGUCCUCAAGACUUCUAGCCAUUUUAUUCAGGAUUUUUAGGGUUUUAUUAGGGCGUUUUUUUUAAUCCUGGCAGGAUUAAUGCUCAUCAUGUGCAUUAAGGAAUUGUGGA